AUGUCUGACGAUCCUAAAAACGACGGUGAUAACGCUCAAGAUGAUAUUGCCUCUAAGUUACUUAAGAACCUAGAAGGAGGUUCAGUGGAGCCAGAUAACCAAAAUAAGAUCUCAAAUAAGGAUCUAGCUUAUGUAUUCCACCAAAACAGAGAUAAUUUCCCUGCUAAGCCUUACUACGAGGAUGGUAACCCAGAAAUGUAUAUAAAAGAACACAUUGAGAAACGCAGACUUUUGAUGCAAAACGAAACAGUAGUUGAUGCUAUUAAUGAUUUCAUGACUGAGUUCAAGAAAAAUGGACAAGGCCACGUUUCAAAGGACGAGUAUUUCAGAGUGUUCUUGAAUGUAGGCAUGAUCCUCAGACCAGGUAUUGAUGCUGAUGACUUGUAAAAAAUUAUUAAGGAAGAGUUUGAUAACGAUACAAGCGACUCAAAAGUGCUUUUUGUAACUGAGGAGGAUUAAAAGAAUCAAGCUGAGAUUGAUCAGAGAAAUCAACAAUCAUAAAUGUCAGCACCCAAGACCUAUGAUUAUAUCGACUAGCAGAAACUCUUCAGAGCACUUUUUGAACUAGCAGACACAUGGUGCCCAAACAUUGAUGAGUUCGAGUAUAAAGAGUUCUUCUAGCAACUAAAGUUCAGACUCAAGUAUGCAGGUCAGCAAGAUACCUCUGCUUAUGACGUACUAUGA
Messenger RNA from Stylonychia lemnae, 684 nucleotides. The record is from the annotation of a GenBank genome assembly. NCBI's taxonomy places the organism in Eukaryota, Ciliophora, Spirotrichea, Sporadotrichida, Oxytrichidae.